UCAAUUUCUUCCUCUCCUCUCUCUCUCUCUCUCUCUCUCUCUCUCUCUCUCUCUCUCUAUACGUAUAAUUCAGAUAUGGAGGUGGAAGUAAUGGUACCUGGGCCGCCCGCCGCCGUGGACUUUAACUUCGACAGUACAUGCUCCUCCCCUUACAUGACUGCUCCUUCUAGUCCUCAGAGAUUCGGCAAUUACUUCUUCAGUGCACCUACCAGCCCCUCCGCCCGCGCACCUUCCAAUUUGUACUGUAAUUUCCCCGAACAAUCUGGAAUCUACAAAGCAAAAGAAGAAGAAGGUAAAUUAUUAACCGAUGAUGAUCAAGAUUUCGAGUUCAAUUUCAGUGGACCGUUGCAUGUACCUUCAAUAUCCGCAGCUGAUGAACUCUUCGACGGCGGUAAGAUCCGACCUCUCAGACCACACUCAUUUGCAGCCAAUUCGACUCGAAAAACAGAGGACGCACUCUCAGAGGAAAAUACACAAACACGUGGAAGACAACGAAGCUCUGGCUCUUCGUCUUCUUCUACACCGUCAAAUUCAAGUUACUCGCGGAGGGAGAGCAGAUCUCUUCCUCCACUUAGGGUUUCCGAUGUGUUAAUCGAACAGGAGGAGAUAACAGAGAACACUAAAGCGGUUAUAUCCAAAACAAGCAAUUCGAAAUCGUACGCAUCAGCAAUUUUGUCGGCGAUUUCCUUCUCAAAAGGUUACAAGAAGUGGAAAUUGAAGGAUCUUCUAUUCCGAAGCGCGUCGGAGGGGAGAGAGCCACUGACGAAAUACUCUGUUCUGAACAGAAGAGAACCAGAGACCGCAGAUGCGAAGAAUGCGAGCUUCCGGUCCACGGAAGGUAGUGUUGGUUCGGUUUCGAGAAGGAGGGGACCACCGGUUUCGGCUCACGAGCUGCAUUACACGACGAACCGGGCGGUCUCGGAGGAGUUGAAGAGGAAGACGUAUUUGCCGUACAAUCGUGGGUUGUUGGGUUGCUUGGGGUUCAAUCCGGCGGGCAUGCAUGACAUUUCCAGAGGGGUUGGAUCCUUGACACGUGGAUGAUCCAGAUCCCUCUCAAGGAGUUUUUUUUUUUUUUUUGAAUUUACAAACGUAUAUAAUACGUUAGUUUUUGUUAGCUAGAUUUUUAUAAAUUAAUGGGGUCAGUAUCAAUGACAGGGAUUUAAUUGCAUGAAAUUGAAGUCAAAAUAAUGAAUGAAAAAAAGGACAUACACUGGAUCACAAAUUGGAAAAAAUGUAAUGUCUGGCAGGGUGCUAUUUUUGUUUGCAUAUCAUAUGUAUCUAGUAAAUGACUAUUAUUGGUUUGUGAUGGAAUGUGAUAAGAACAUUGAAUUAA
Messenger RNA from Tripterygium wilfordii, 1333 nucleotides. RefSeq lists its product as uncharacterized. Bases 76 to 1041 code for a protein of 321 amino acids. The record is from RefSeq and is a predicted model, not a curated record. NCBI's taxonomy places the organism in Eukaryota, Viridiplantae, Streptophyta, Magnoliopsida, Celastrales, Celastraceae. The transcript has a single exon.